Messenger RNA from Stegostoma tigrinum, 7807 nucleotides. RefSeq names its product tubulin folding cofactor C (gene tbcc). Gene Ontology annotation, cellular component: cytoplasm. Bases 2865 to 3911 code for a protein of 348 amino acids. The record is from RefSeq and is a predicted model, not a curated record. Gene Ontology annotation, biological process: tubulin complex assembly; post-chaperonin tubulin folding pathway. The transcript has 5 exons. Lineage: Eukaryota; Metazoa; Chordata; Chondrichthyes; Orectolobiformes; Stegostomatidae. Gene Ontology annotation, molecular function: tubulin binding.
AUGCAACUAUAAUGGCGACGCUACAGCGAAUUUAAACUGCGCAAUCAAUGUUGGCACAGUGCCAGUGUGAUCAUCUCCCGAAGUGGAACUACGAACAAUAGUAUUUACUACUCGAAAAUUGAAAUAUUUAUUACCAAUAUGAUCAAUAGAAACAAGUUUUUUUUAAAAAUAAAAACCCUUUUGACGAUUAUUAAGCGGGCGGAAAAAGGCGCGCAAGAGACUCCGAGGCCUACAAACUGAAAAUGUUAAGAAGUGGCUACUUAACAAGGAAAAUCAUGGAAGACAUGCUUUUUUUUGAAAUAAUAAAAAAUGUGGGCUAGUCAUUAUUUCAGCUGUUUUUUUUAAAAAAGAAAAAUUGGCUUGAAACCGAAUUUAAACAAAAACCUUAAUCCCGCCCACAGGUGCGGCACUUUCGGACUUUUUUUCCCCGAACAAAGAAAUCAGAUCAUGUAGUUUUUCGUCAACUUUAGAUGGACUACCGAAUAAAGGAAGGAAAGAAAAUAUUUUGUCCCUUGAAGAGGAAGAGCAUUUCCAACUAUGUAUUGCGCGAGAAGAAAAGCCAGGAGACUGAAGGAUAAUCAAAAUAAUAACCGGGCACUGGGACAUUGAAAGGCGAUUAUCUUUCCUUUUUGUAAAGAAAAAAUCCGGAAUCGCAGUCGAAUUAGCGAACAACAAUCUAUUUAAGAUUUAAGUGAGGAGUGCGGAGAAAUGAUCAACAUCAUAGUAGUUCAUAUAGAAAAAUCCAUUUCUUCAAAAAAAUCGUUUUAGCAAGAAAAAACCCUCAAAUGAAACAGAUGGAAAUGAGUCAGAGACCAUCAGAAGGGAAGAGAGAAAAUAUAAGUCUGAAAAUAAAACCAAAGAUCGACCUCCAAUCCCGCCCAUCGCCAUGAACGGGAGGAGCGCAGCAAACAGCUCCUUAGGUUUUUUUUCCUCUUCGGCGUCGGGUUUAAGGUUUAUUUUGUUUUAAGCCGCCGAGGGACAGCAUCUGCUCGGUAACACUAGCAAUCCGCAGAUUUGUGCUUUUUUUAAAAAAAAGGAUCUGUAACGGAGCGCUGAGAAACACACAAAGGCGGCGCCGACUGUCGAGUCUGGCUUCAUCCAUCUUUGGUCGGAAUUUUUUUUUGUUCUCUCCGGUCUUCAGCCGUCUUUGAGGCGACGAAGGUGGAGAGAGGGAAAAAAAACAUCUACUGGGAGAAUCUAGGAUCGCCGCUUUGAAAAAUAACCCCGUGAGAAAAAGGGGGUUGAAAACGAUAUUUGUUUCGUCGAAAAACUGCGGGAGUAUUUUGAUUGGGAGAAAAAGCUUGGCAGUACCCUUUCUUCCAUAUCCCCAACUCUCCGAGGCAACAGAAGAAAAAUUCCAAUUUGUGUUUUAUUGAGAUUUGAUUGAAUUGUGUUCUUCCUGGGUCCCAGGAUCACAUGACCCCAUCGAUUUAGAAUGGUAAAUACGAGGCGAUUUUGAAGGAUUUUAGAAGUCGAGAUUAUACUUGUAUAUGAUGUAGACAUAUCUCUUUUAUUGUGUUUUCUUUCAAAAGCAAAAGCGAUAUCUCCUGGACAUUGGGAGGAAAAGUGAACCGAGAUAUUUCAUCAGGGGUCACCCCCACCCCGCGCGAAGCGCUGCGCGUGGGCCGGGGUCCUUGCCCUGAACAAACAGACGCGCGCCCUGCAACCGCCCAUCGUAGUCCAUUGGCCACCGGCGGAGGCUCCACCCCCUUCCUCGGAUGCGCCCAUUGGCUGUUGUUGAGUCCCCUGUCAUUGGAAUGGGAGGGAGAGACGCAGCUGAUGUGGGCAACUUGACUUUACCCAUUUUGACUUAUUUACAUUUUAUACUUCGGCAACUUUUUUCAAAAAUUUUUUGAGGAAAGAAGAAAAGUUAAGAGAUCUGUGAUAACGAUCUUCUUUUUCACCUUUAUUUCCAUGCCUACACAACAGGAAUUUCUGAGUAGGUUUUCGCAAAUUUGGUUUCAACUUUGAGUUGUUGAUCGAACAUUUGCAAAUGCUGGACUCUUCUCUGUAGCAGUGGUAUACGAUCGAACGCCCCAGUGGGGGAGUUUAAAAACAUUUUGUCCUUUCUGUAAUUCUUUUUGAGUAUUUACGAAAAAAAUCUCCCGUUUUGAUCGUAGUUGAACUUGUCGUUUGCAAAAAUCGCCCUCACAAGGACAUGCUCAUGUUCAUGUCGUACUUAGCACGAGCUAAAAUUUGAUGCGAUUCGUUUCUGAAUAGUGGGGCUGAAUUCCACUUUGAUAGCUUGGUCUGGCCAAUGCUGUAACUUAAGACUGUACAAAAAUGUAGGACUAAUUCAACGACGUUAUUUUAUUUUGUUCAAACAUACGGAAAGACCAACUUUUUCAACAGUCUUGAAUAUCUGUCAUCUGGAAUUCAUUGUCUGAAGGUUUCAGCAAGCUGAUUCAAUAAAAACUUUCAAAAGCGAAUUGGAUAAAUAAUCGAAGGAGAAAAAAUUGCAAUGCUUGGAGGAAAGAGUAAUAAUGUGGAAAGCUCAUGUGGACACAUCUUUCCUUAAGUAAAAAAGAUAACACGUGUGGAGGUGGAUGAAGACAGCAGGCCAGACAACACCAGAGGAGCAGGAAUGGUGACGGUUCGGGUCCUUGCUGUUUACAUACUCCAUGUUUAAUAUCCACCUUCGCUUAGUUCUGGCAAAUAAUCAUCGCCCUGAAACAUUCAUUCUCCACAAACUCUGCCUGAGGUCUCCAACUGGUCAGAUUUCAGCCUAUCAACGACAACACCACACCCUUCGUCCUCUGACCCACAAAACCAUCCAAUCAGAGCCACCAGCGCCGGAGAACGCGGCCCCGGUUAGGACCAAUGAAAUGGCUCGGUGCUGAGAGUUCGGUUAGAAACGGUUCAAGAUGGCGCUAGUCGGCGAGAGCGAGAACCGGGAGAGCUUAACGGAAGAAAUCCCGGAAUAUGACCGUCGUAAAGAGAAGAUGGUGGAGAUCCUGCAGCGGAGAGACCAGGAGAGGCAGCAGGGGGUGGAGAGGAGGAAAAUGGCCAAAGAUGUGACCACGGUGAAGGAGGAAAAGUCCAACUUCUUCACCACGGCGUUUUCGGAGGAGAAGGCAGCGAUCGAGGCGCUGCUGGAAAGCUGCGAAGGCACCGACCGAAACGCGUUGAGCGCCCGCUUCGAGGAGAUCUCGCAGAAGAUGCAGCGGCUGCAGAAGUUUGUCAACGACAGCAUGAUGUUCUUGUCUGCCUACGAGCUGCGCCAGGCCCAGGACGCGGUGCAGAAGUUGCAGGGGGUCGUGGUGGAGAAGAGGGAGGAGUUUCUGCCCAAGAAGAAAUUCGCUUUCAAGUCCCGCAAAAAAGAAGGCGCCGGCCCCAAGCAAACCAAAUCCACCGAUUCCCCGUCCGACAAGAAACCGACAGACCCCGUCGCGGUCGAGGAAAACCUCUGCGGCUUUUCGGAUGCCGACUCCCAGGUGCUGGUCCGGCGCGCAGACGAGAUCACCGGCAAGGAUGUGUUGUUGACCCGGUUGUCCAACUGCGUGGUGCAGCUCUUGGGUUCGCCCAACACCCUCCACGUCAAGAAUGUCAUUAAUUCGAAAGUGUUGUGCGGACCUGUCUCUACCUCAGUAUUCAUUGAUCAGUCCGUCGGCUGCACCUUUGCCUUCGCUUGUCAGCAGCUGCGAACCCAUAAUACCAAGAAUGCCAAUGUAUAUUUACAUGUGACCAGCAGAGCCAUCGUCGAGGACUGCAGUGAAGUUUCGUUUGCUCCAUUUAACUGGAAGUACGAAGGCAUUGAGAAGGAUUUUGAGCUGGCGGGUUUAGAUAGAACGAAAAACAAUUGGAAUGUUAUAGAUGAUUUCAACUGGCUUGCGCCUGAUCAUUCCCCUAACUGGAGUAUUUUGGCCGAAGAGUCUCGAAUAACAGACUGGGACAAAAUCUUAGCGCCAUAGAUAGUAUCAUGUGUACCAGCGGUCUUUACUGAGUAACUGCAGGAUGUCAUGAUUUAAUUGCACCUGUUCCUGUACUUGAGUUCAAGGAAAACAAAUGUUGGUCCUAUUUAUAGGACAGAAUUAAUAUAUGUUAACCCAAGUUUGCGUGAUCUAUUGUAAAGGAUCUUGUCAACAUUUUGUCCUUGUCUUGUUUUUCUUAAGUGUUAUACUGUUGGAAUAUAGUUCAUAAAGGAGAAUUGAAACUAAUUUCAGAAUGAAUAACAGUAAUGGAUGAAAUUCAAUAAGUCUUCUGCUAUUUGGUGUUUUUGAUGAUCUUUAACCAGCUUACUUUUGAUUUUUAUGGAGGGUCAGUAUUUAUGCAAAUCUACAAGAAUGAAAUUGAAUUGCAUUAGGUCUCUAUGCCUGGUUUUCAAAUUUACAAUGCAUGAGCAACAGGGAAGGUCAGUUAUCUGCCUAAAAUAUUUAUGAUGUAAAUCUGCUUCUGCUGAUAGCUUAAUAACCACAAACUGGCUAGAACCUGCCAUAUGCAAACUCUGCCUGUGACAGUCUUUUCAGUUCUACAAACAAUGCAAUCCAUUAUAUGGAAGCAAAAUGGUUGAAGACUGAAAUGUAUGAAAUUUCAAUAUGAAACUGUUUGAUGUUGAGCCACAGUGGGGACAAUGAUUGGACUACUAAACAGCCUUUGUCCAGAACCAGUCCAAUUGUGUUAACUCAGGCCUUUAUCUCCAGAGCUGUAGGCAGUAUUGUAGUGGCUUGAAAUUCAUCUUUACUUGAAAUUCAUCUUUACUUGUUUUUCACUUAUUGUUAAAUCAAUUAAAACAAAAUCCAAUUUCACUCAAAAUAACCCAGUUUGGUAUUGGCUUCCAGUUUACCAGGUCUGCUUCAUUUUAUGUCUUUCUGGAUGUGAGUCAGUUUUGAGAGUUUCUACCUACUGCCUUGAAAUUGUGGUUGGGCAGGUGUGAAGAGGAAUGGAGAAUGUUCAUUUUCCCCUAUAAGAUUCUGCCAAGGACCAUACUAUCGAUAUAAAACAUAAAUUAUGAAAGCUCACACUGUACUUGAGUAUUUUACAUACUUCAUUCUUGUCCCAUUUUUACCAAUCUAUAUUUCAUCCUUCAUUUUCUUGUGUGCUUUACAAGCCUCUUCCACUUUGAAGAGCUAUUCCAAACUCUUAAAUGUAGUUUCUUUAAGCCAGUCAAAUGGUAAACCUCUACCUGAUGGGCCUGACAAUCUUUGUUUCCCUAUAUCAACCCAGAGGAAAUGAAUUUACUUGUUAGUGGCUCAGAAUCAAACAAGAAAGUAAAGUCCAAUUAAGUUCAGGGAUAAAAUAGCAUUUUUCAUAUUCAAGAGCAAUCCACAACAUUAAUAAAGUGAUGAUCUUUAAUAGUUGAUGUAACUAAAAAUAUUUAAAACCUGAUUUCCACACAUGGCAUCCCUUGGAAGAUGCUUGCUAGAUUUAUUUAGACCUUGGAGAAGGCCAGAAGCAUUACUGAAGCAGUUUCUUCAAAUUUGAACGUUGUUACCUUGUGUAAUUAUAACUAGUGACUUCAACCAAACCAACCUCAAGAGGGUGCUGCCAAAGUACCACCAACACAUCUGCCCCACCAGAGGCCCAAAUGUUCUGGACCACUGCUAGACAACCAUCAAAGAUGCCUCCCGCUCUAUUCUCUGCCCACACUUCGAAAUCAGAUCACAGCACUGUGUUCCUCCUCCCAGUUUACCAGCAAAAGCUGAAACAGGAGGAGCCUUCACAAAAGGAAGUAUAAUGCUGGUUGGAGACUGUGGAAGACCAUAGCCGGACUGAUUGGAUUCGGUGGACUGGACCAUGUAGAAGUACUGAGUGAAAAACCUAAACAAGUACAACACCACCAUCACAGAUUUCAUUAGAAAAUGCAUGGAGGGCUGUAUAUCAAAGAAGAUAAUCUGAGUUAGCAAGAACGGCAGAUGCUGGAGUCAAUAAUCAAUACAGUGUGGGACUGGGGAAACACAGCAGGUCAGAUAGCACCUGAGGAGCAGGCAAGUUAACGUUUAGAGUCUGAACCCUUCAGGACAAUCUGAGUAUAACCCCAACCAUAAACCUUGGAUGAACCAGGAAAUCCCCACUCCCUGCUGAUGACCAAGCAUACAGCAUUCAAGUUGGACGAUCCAGAACUAUACAGGAAAUCCAGAUAUGACCUCUGCAAAGCCAUCAGGGAGGCCAAGAAGCAGUACUGGACCAAGUUGGAGGCUCAAACCUAUCAAACUGAUUCACGCUACCUGUGGCGAAGCCAAAAUAACGUUACAGGAUACAAAAUGAAGCAGAGAAGAUAGCGGAUAAAGACACAUCCCUCCCUGAUGUGCUUAAUGCUUUCUAUGCUCAGUUGGAGCAGAAUGCCAGCAGCAUGGCUACACCUGCCCUGACAGCCCCAGACAUAUCUGUGCCCACUGUCAUUGCUGCAAAUAUCAGAUCAGUUUUCCUGGGAGUCAACCCAAGGAAAGUGAUAGGCCUGGAUGGAGUCCUUGGUCAAGCACUCAGAUUCUGUGUGAACCAACUGGUGGGGAUACUCACUGUCAUCUUCAACCUCUCCCUCCUACAAGCUGAAGUCCACACCUGUUUCAAGAAGACCACCAUCACCCCGUACCUAAGAAAACACGUGGUGUGUCUUAUUGACUAAUGCGCAAUAGCUCUGACUUCAAUAAUCAUGAAGUACUUUGCGAAGUUGGUCAUAGCCCAUAUCACUUCCUGUCUUCCAGCCUGCCUUGAUCCCCUAUAAGUAGUCUACUGACAUAACAGGUUCACAGCGGACAGCAUAUCCCUAGCCCUGCAUUCAUCCCUGGAACAUCUGGACAACAAGGACACCUCACUAACUACAGCUCCACCUUCAACACUUAUUCCCUCCAGAUUGAUUUCAAAACUCCAAGUCUUUGGUUUCAGCUCUGCAUUAAGCAACUAGUUCCUCAGCCUUUUGACACACAGGCCGCAGUCAGUGAAGAUAUGUCAUUGCACCUUCUCCACAACAACAUUGGAACCCCCCAAGGAUGCAUCCUCAGCCCCCAACUGUACUCCAUGUAAAUUCACGACUGUGUUGCCAAAUUCCAAAUGAACCCCAUCUACAAGUUCACUGCCGACACCAGGAUUGAUAUCUAACAAUGAUAAGUCAAAAUACAGAAGGGAGAUAGAGGGCAUGGUGCAAUGAGAACAACCUCUCUCUCAAUGUUGGCAAAACUAAAGAACUGAUCAUUGACUUCAGAAAGAAAGAAGGAGAACAUGCCCCCACCUACAUAAACAGAACGGAGGUGGAGAGUGUCAGGUUUCUGAAAGUGACGAUAAUGGACGACCUGUCCUGGAUUUCCUACAUAGAUACAAUGGUCAAGGCAGCACAAUAAUGCCUUUUCUUCCUGAGGCACCUCAGGAAAUUUAGCAUGUCUGGAGGGAGCUUCACUAGCCUCUACAUGCACCAUUGAAAGCAUACUGUCAGGGUGCGUGAUGGCCAGGUAUGGCAACUGCUCUGCCCAGAAUUGUAAGAAACUACAGAGGGUGUGUGCACAGCCCAGACCGUCAAGGAAGUCAGCCAUCCAUCCACGAACUCAAUUUACACAACUCAUUACCGUGGAAAGGCUGCCAACAUAAUCAAAGACACAUCCCACUCCAGGAAUGAUCUCCGACAACCCCUUUCAUCAGGCAAAAGAUACAGAAACUUGAAUACAUGAACCAGCAAGUUCAGGAACAGCUUCUUCCCAGCAGUUAAUAGACUGACAAAUGGACUCUGUAGCCUCAAAUAAUGCUGAUCUUGCGAACGUUGAUAUCACCUCGCGCACGCCCGAUACAAUGUUACUUGUAUGCCUCUUAGGUUUUCUACAAAUGAUCUGCCUGUACCACUCAUAAACAAAGCUUUUCACUGUACAUCAGUACACAUGAC